This is a messenger RNA of Lindgomyces ingoldianus, 1143 nucleotides long. Its product is annotated as peroxidase. The record is from RefSeq and is a predicted model, not a curated record. Gene Ontology annotation, molecular function: peroxidase activity; heme binding. The transcript is spliced from 2 exons. Gene Ontology annotation, biological process: response to reactive oxygen species; cellular response to oxidative stress; hydrogen peroxide catabolic process. Lineage: Eukaryota; Fungi; Ascomycota; Dothideomycetes; Pleosporales; Lindgomycetaceae. Bases 1 to 1143 code for a protein of 380 amino acids.
AUGAAGAUUUCAAUUCUCACUCUCGGCUUCGGCCUCCUAACCUUCAUCGACUCUACGCUUGCCUAUCCAGGCAUAAGAAACACGAUACGCGAGAUCGAAAAGAGGGUUGCACAAACGCCUCCCGAUGGCAAUAACGAUGGGUCUACUCCCCCUGUCCUGAUAGGCGAUCUGAAGAAUGGCAUCAGAACUCCGGUGGGCCAGACAAUUGCCAAUAUCCUCCUCAAGACAGAAUCUGGCCAAAGCAGCGAGGCAGGUUACACGCCACCUAUAAUCGGGUCAAAGAAGUGCAAACAAGACACAUGCUGUGUGUGGUGGUACGUCUCACAGGCCCUCACAAUAAUUUUCAAAGGGCCAUCGGGUCGAUGCAACAAGAAUGCACGAGCUGCGGUACGCCUUGGCUUCCACGAUGCCGGUACGUGGUCUCAACCGCUGGCGGACUCUGGCUCGGAUUUUGGAGGGGCAGAUGGCAGUAUUGCUCUUUCCUCGGAUGAAAUUAAUCGAGGAGAGAACAAUGGCCUACAGGAUAUCAUUGGGAAGAUGAAGAUAAUAAAGGCUACUUUCGGCGUCGGCAUGGGCGAUCUCAUUCAAUUUGCAGGUAUUCACGCUACCGUUACUUGCCCUCUUGGACCACGCAUCAGAUUCUUUGCUGGACGCAAAGACAGCAGCAAAUCAGCGCCAAACAACCUGCUUCCUGGCGUGAACGACAGCGCAGAUAAGCUCAUCCAACUCUUCCAGGACAAGACAAUCGCACCCCAUGAUCUUGUCGCUCUCCUUGGCGCGCAUACAACUAGCCAACAAUUCUUCGUGGACCCGAAGCGGAAAGGCGAGCCCCAAGACGGCACUCCUGGAAUCUGGGAUACUCUGUUCUACAACCAAACCAUGGGCACUGGCCCUCUACCUAAGAAAGUUUUCCGCUUCGCAAGUGACAUCGUCAUUUCUCAGGAUUCACGCACUAAGAGCGAGUGGGUUCAGUUUGCUGGCCCUGGAGGCCAGUCGCAUUGGAACGACGACUAUGCUCAUUCCUACAUCCGCCUUUCCAUGCUCGGCGUGAACAAUAUGAAUAGUAUGACGGAAUGUACGAAAGUCUUGCCUGCCGCGCAAUCGACUUUCAAGGGCGCAGGUGAACUUCUUGUUGAGGAGUGA